This is a messenger RNA of Gossypium arboreum, 2421 nucleotides long. RefSeq names its product cell cycle checkpoint protein RAD17. The coding region runs from base 243 to 2144 and encodes 633 amino acids. The record is from RefSeq and is a predicted model, not a curated record. Lineage: Eukaryota; Viridiplantae; Streptophyta; Magnoliopsida; Malvales; Malvaceae. Gene Ontology annotation, biological process: mitotic DNA replication checkpoint signaling; DNA repair; DNA damage checkpoint signaling. Gene Ontology annotation, molecular function: chromatin binding. The transcript has 11 exons.
AAUCCUAAAUCGUAAUUAGCUUCCCUCGUACGCCUUUCCCGUUUCCUAACCUUGGCUGAUAAAGUCACCGCCUUUAUUAUUUUUUGAGCCCGCGAAGGGAAACACUUCUCUUUUCAGUUCUUCCCCAAAUCCUGCCACUCCUUCCAUUUCAUCCCUCUCUUUGAUCUCAAAACAAAUUCUCUAACUUUUAGGGUUUUUGAACUGCUCAAAAACCUAUCGAUAGUGUUUCUGCUCUAUUAGCAAUGGGGAAACGAAACAACAUCGUCAUAUCCUCGUCAGACGAUGAAGAUUACGAGCCUUCUUCAAGGUUGACACGGAGCUACCAGAAGCCCAAAUCCACGUCUUCUCUUACUCGUACGAAUCCUAGUAGAGCCAAAAAGCCUCGUCUCCCGGGCUUUCGCUUAACCAAACAAUCCAGCAAUGUAGAUGAGAUGAGACUUGCUUUUAGAGAUUUUGAUGAAGUUUUGAAUGGGUUCAAGGUUUCUGCCGGUUCUAGAAGGAGCAAUCCAAAGGAAUUGUGGGUUGAUAAACAUAAGCCUUCUUCUCUGGAAGAGCUUGCUGUUAACAAGAAAAAGGUUGAAGAAGUCAAGUCAUGGUUUGAGGAAAGAUUGAUGACUCCAAAGUAUUUACAGGAUGAGGUUGGCCGUAGUUCUGUUCUCAUCCUCUCUGGGCAAGCUGGGGUUGGAAAAUCUGCCACUGUCCAUUUGAUUGCAUCUAAGAUUGGGGCUCAAUUAUGUGAAUGGAACACACCUACUCCCACAAUUUGGCAAGAACAUGUUCAUAACUCAAGUGCAGGGAUGAAGUACACUUCUAAGUUGGAUGAGUUUGAGAAUUUUGUUGAAAGAGUGAGGAAGUAUGGAUUGAUCUCUUCAUCUUUGAAUGGGAACUCAAAGUCUUCAAUCAUAUUGGUGAUUGAUGAUCUUCCUGUAACUAAUGGAAGAUCAGCUUUUGAAAGACUUCAGAGGUGCUUGGUUCUGCUUGUGAGAUCGACAAGGGUACCAACAGCUAUAUUGGUCACUGACUAUGGUAAUGCAGAUUCAUCAGACCUCACUGCAAGAUGGUUGGAAGAACUACAGUUGACACUUGAGAGUGCUGGGGCUAGUAAGGUUAUGCUCACAAGAAAAUUGGUAUUAGGUUUAUUAUUUUUCCAGUGGUUGCUAAUUUCUAGCUGGAAAUUGCAGGUUGCUUUUAAUCCUAUAACAAAUAAUUCCAUAAAGAAAACACUCUCUAGAAUAUGCAGACAGGAGCUAUGUAAUGUGGCUGCUGAAGAGAUUGAUUUGAUUGCAAGAGCCAGUGGAGGUGACAUCAGACAUGCAAUUACUUCUUUACAGCUCUUCUGUCUGAAACCAAAUGUGGAACUUGAUUUAUCAUCAUCCAAUUCUACUCCCAGUUGCCCAAAAGAAAAUGCAAAUGUGCUCAAUGAGUUCAGCGGUGGAUUUUCUUCACAAUAUGGCAGAGAUGAAACCCUGACACUUUUUCAUGCAUUGGGGAAAUUCUUGCAUAACAAAAGAGACACAGAAAAUGUAGUUGCAUUAGACCAAAAUGCAUUUCGAGUAGGGGAGAAAUUCUCAAGACUUCCUUUUAAAAUGGAUUCUCCAGAAAAGAUACUCUGCCAAGCACAUGGUCAAUCAAGACCUAUUACAGAUUUUCUUCAUGAAAAUGUUCUAGAUUUUGUGAGCGAUGAGGCGAUGGAUGAUGCAUGGGCUGUGGCUUCAUAUCUUGGUGAUGCUGAUUUGCUUCUCGCUACCUCUCGAAGGACUUUAAAUAGACAUAGUGAGAUAGAGAAUGUUCUACAGUCUGCUGCUGCUUCAGUCGCAGUUCGUGGAGUUCUCUAUGGAAAUUUUCAUCCAUCACCUUCAAGAUGGCAUGCUAUUCGCAAACCAAAGCUUUGGCAGAUAGAGCAAUCAUCAUCUCACAAUCAGAAUGAGAUGCUAAGGCAGAGGUUUAUGGAAGAUGGUGGAUCGUCAAGCCUUUCCGAAGUAUCGGUUAUAGCUACAGAGUAUAGACCUGUGUUAAAAUGGGUUGGUUACAGAAAAGCCAGAGAUGUUGAAACUCAUGAGUCGGAAGAUGAGAGCGUAAAAAGAAUGAGUAUAGAUGAAGAAGAAAGUGAAAUUUCUGAUGAUGAUGAUAUUGAAGAUUGGUGAGAGAUAGAUACUUAAUAGCUGCUCUGCUCAAGGAUCAAGCCUUAUUCAAGCAGACAGCCAGUCGUUCAUUGUAAAAUAAUUAGUUCUGCAUUUUUUUUACUUAAAACAUAUGUGACACUUUCCCUCUGUAAAUAUCCUCUUCUGUUAAUUUCUUCUUAGUUGCAUACGUUACAAUUUUUAGUUUCCAACCUCAGGCUAAGCAUGGACCAAAAUUGACAGUGAUGGUGUUUAAUAUAAUCCCGUAUAGUAGAGUUGGCAUGCUUUUAGAGAGAUGCAA